ACCAGGUCCUCGCCAUGCGCCUCUCGAAGCAGGACAGCCCCGGACCCGCCGCGCGCGCCAUGGAACCGGAUGGCCCCAGGCCCACUCCGCGCGCCUUCGAGCAGGAGGGCAGCUGGAACAUAUCGUUCGGGGGCUCGGGCUUCUUGGGGCUCUACUACGUGGGGGUGCACCAGUGCCUGAGGGAGCGCGCCCCGCAGCUGCUCAAGGGAGUCAACCGCAUCUAUGGCGCGUCCUCAGGGGCGCUCGGGGCCUUGGGGGUCGUCUUAGACAAGUCCGCUGAUUUUUCCUGCUGGCAGGUCAUGGAAGGUUUGAAGAGGCUGGAGGAGACAGUCCUGAACAGCUUUCAUCCCUCCUUCUGGCCCUUGGAGUACGUCCAGGAAAGACUGGAGGAGUUCCUGCCCCCCGACGUGCAUGUGGUAGCGUCGAAGCACCUGGGGAUCUGCGUCACCCGCUUCCCCGAUGGCCAGAGCUGCGUCAUCACCGACUUUGCCUCCAAGGAGGAAGUCAUACAGGCCGUGAUUUGUAGCUUGUUCCUUCCCUUCUACUGUGGGGUGAUUCCCCCUAAAUUCAGGGGGCAGUACUAUAUCGAUGGAGCCUUAACCGUCAGCCUGCCCUUUGCGGAGUGCCCCCGUACCAUCACUGUGACCCCCUUCCAUGUGACCGCGGACAUUUGCCCGCAGAGCGCCUCACCCAACUUCCACGAGAUCAUCAGCUGCAAAACCUCCUUCCAGUUAUCCACCUUCAAUUUGCACCAAGGAAUCUGCUCCCUCCUGCCCCCCAAACUCGAGGUGUUGGCAGACAACGGCAGGCAGGGCUACCUGGAUGCCCUCCGGUUCCUGGAGAGACGGGGACUCACCACGGAGCCAGUGCUGCGGACCCUGGUGAGCGGGGCUCCCCCUGCUGCAGCCAAGGGGCACCUGGCUGCAAGAGACACCCAAGACUCGAAGAGCGGCCUGAACUUGAACUGGGAGGUGCCCUUCGUGCGGGCAGAGGACAUUCCUGAUUUUGGGGCUGUGUCCCCAGAGCUGGAGGCCGCCCUGCAGAAAAACCUCCUGAGAGACCCCCGGCCCUUGGCCCGCUUCCGCCGCUCCUUGCCGGGUCGCACCCUGAUGUGUCUGUUGCUGCCCUACACGGUUCCCUUACAGACCUUCUACUACCGAGGCAAAAGGCUGAUACAGUGGCUGCCAGAUCUCCCUGCCGACCUUUACUGGAUGCAGGGCCAGGCCUGGAGUGCGGCCACCCAGCUCUAUGCCCGGACAAAGGAGCAGCUGCUGAGGCCAGCCAGCACAGCUCCAGCCCAGUGACGGCCUCACCGGCUCCCUGUCAGGCCCACUUGGCCCAAUACCUCGGACAGCGCCUCCCCCUCUCCAUCGUGCACUGAACCUGUGGCAGGUGACCCCUCAGGGUGUCCCGAGCUGGAGGCUUCUCUCUCAGAAGUGGAUCGACCCAUGAGAUUCAUCACGGUUACUGUGCCUGUCUGAGGAGCAAACCACUCAGCUGCCGCUUGGGGUACACAAGAUGAUGGGGUGGGAACUCCCCUCAGAUUUUUUUCCUGGGUUCUGCACUAGCUCUCAGGGACAUUGUCACCCUACUCUCUCGUCUCCUCUUGGGUUAGGCCAGAGAUUAGGACGAGGGUGGCUGUGGGAGAAGAGAAGGUUUGGAACCUCAGAACCCCAACAGCCUGUGAUUCUGUUGGGGUGCCCCCAAGUGACACCUACAGCCCCAUCCCUCUCAGCCUCACCAUCCACAGAUCCAGAGGGGGGGCUGCUGGGGAGGUGCUGAAAUUCCUGUUCUUAAAUCUGAGUCCCCUCACUGAACCCCAGAAGACCCUUGGGAGACCCUUAACCAAGACAGGGUUGAGGCAGGGGUGGUGAUGAGGCGGGAAAGCUGGGAGGGUGCCCCGGAGACAAAGGGGUCCUGAAAAUAAAAGCGUGAGCCAGCGGCA
This is a messenger RNA of Suncus etruscus (white-toothed pygmy shrew), 1945 nucleotides long. It is a transcript of the gene PNPLA5, whose product is annotated as patatin like phospholipase domain containing 5. The transcript is spliced from 9 exons. The record is from RefSeq and is a predicted model, not a curated record. Gene Ontology annotation, molecular function: triacylglycerol lipase activity. Lineage: Eukaryota; Metazoa; Chordata; Mammalia; Eulipotyphla; Soricidae. Gene Ontology annotation, biological process: triglyceride catabolic process; lipid homeostasis. Gene Ontology annotation, cellular component: cytoplasm; lipid droplet; membrane. Bases 15 to 1304 code for a protein of 429 amino acids.